Labrus bergylta (ballan wrasse) is the source of this 3249-nucleotide messenger RNA. It is a transcript of the gene dhx32a, whose product is annotated as DEAH (Asp-Glu-Ala-His) box polypeptide 32a. Gene Ontology annotation, cellular component: intracellular anatomical structure; spliceosomal complex. Gene Ontology annotation, molecular function: RNA binding; helicase activity. The record is from RefSeq and is a predicted model, not a curated record. Lineage: Eukaryota; Metazoa; Chordata; Actinopteri; Labriformes; Labridae.
UCCGCCGCCGCUGACACCACGAAGAACUAUUUCGAUAGCAGUUUAUUAGGAUGAUUCCACUCUGCAGAGACACCCUGUCAUGGUGAAGAAGAAACAUCACAUCACAAACACAUACAAUGAUUGUUUACUCCUCUAUGUUCUCCUGUAGCCUCAUGACAGCUGAGAAGUUCAACGUAAAAGAAAGUUUGAGUUAGGGUAAAACACGGGGGCUCACUGAGGAGGCAUUUACGGUCGUGGACAGAAGGGCUUCGUCCACCAUCAGUCCCAUUCCGUAUCGCUGCAGGCAAGUUAUCUAUCCUGGAUCUACAUACAGGUGGUUUAGGUUAGGUAAAGGAUAUUUCCUCCAAUUGAAAGCAGUGUGCGAUUGCAGCGGCUGCAUGAGCACACUUCACCUGUAGGCGACAUUAUAUUAAAGAAUCGAACUUUCUGCUGGUGGUAAAACGCCUGAUUGACACCUGAUAGGCUACAUUGAGCCAUCCAAACACGCUGGGUUUAAACACGAGAUUAUGACAAGCUAGUGAACAUGGCUCGGAGUUGAAUAUAAAAUAUCUAUGCAAACAGAAACACGCUUGAAGCCACGCUGGCGAGAAAUUACGCGCAGGUGCGCACUGCCAGUCAGCCAGCCAGCCCCGAAACAGAACCGCUUCAGACUCUGAACAAGUUAUAGCCUUAGUUUCAUAAGGUAAGAAAACGAGUCUUGCAAUUCUGGUAGCCUUAUUACUGUUCUAGUAGAAGCAAAAGUUCUAAGUGAUAGACUGCUUGAAGGCGGAUCGUUUAUUUUCGAUCAAAAUAAAAAUGGAUCCGUAGCUGCAGCCGGACACUAGCCCAGUUUGCGCCCUUGUCUGGAUGAACAUAUGACAAUAUUCUGUUAAACCAUGUCGGAGAAAAUCAAUCCCGCUGAGCCUGACACACCAAAGAGUGAGGAAUGUCCUGCGGACGGUUUAUUUGGCUUCGGAGAUGACCUGGAGAUAAAUCUGUUCGACGGAUUGCCCUUUUCCUCCCGUUACUACAAAUUACUGAAAAAGAGGAAGACUCCUGUAUGGAAGGUCAGGCACGAGUUCGAAGAUGCUCUGGUUAAGAACCAGCUGGUUGUUCUGUCUGGGAUGGCAAAGACUGGGCGGAGUACACAGAUCCCUCAGUGGUGUGCAGAGAUCUGUCUGUCUGCUCAGUACCAGAGCGGCAGAGUUGUGUGCACGCAAACCAGCAGACAGCAGGCUGUAGAUCUGGCUCUGUGUGUCGCUGAUGAAAUGGACGUCAACAUCGGCCAUGAAGUGGGUUACACCAUCCCUCACGAGACCUGCUGCUCCUCCGACACUAUUCUGAGGUACUGCACCGACGAUAUGCUUCUUAGAGAGAUGAUGUCGGACCCUUUUCUGGAGCACUACGGAGUUAUCAUCAUUGACCAGGCCCAUGAGAGAACUGUAUGCACGGACAUACUGCUGGGUCUUCUCAAGGACAUCCUUCUGCAGAGGCCUGAGCUCAGAGUGGUGGUCCUUGCCAUCCCACCAAUGACUGACAAGCUCCUGAGCCGCUAUGGCAGCGCCCCACUCAUCAGUGUACAGGCCUCGACACCUGCUGGGGUGGUCCACAGCAACAGUGGCAACAAAGACUACUUCUUUUCUGCAUUGAGACUAGUGCUCGAAAUACACCGAACCAAGGAGGAAGGAGAUGUUGUCGUGUUUUUAGCCUCUAAUGAGGAAGUUCAUUCUGCCUACACCAUCCUCCAGCGAGAGUGCACCAGACUUGGAGCAGAACUGGGCCGGAUGGUCCCUGUGGUCCUGUGCCCCGUCCAGGGACGAUUAGUACCUGUGCAGACCGAGCAACAAGGCGCCACAGGUUGCAGGAGGGUUUUCCUCUCUACCCAACAGGGGGAGGACAUGUGGUGGCCUACAGAGUCCGUCAACUUUGUCAUCAACACAGGAGUCCAGAAGAAGCUGGUGUACCAUCCAAGAAUAAGAGCCAACUCAGAGGUACUGAGACCCAUCAGUCAGUGUCAGGCAGAUGUACGUAAGCAGCUCUCUGGACCAACAGGUAAAUGCUUCUGCCUGUAUCCAGAAGACAGCAAGCUUUCUGCAGAGAAUUCCCCACAGAUCCUUGAGUCCAACAUCACACCAACUGUCCUUUUUCUAAAACGGAUGGAGAUAGCUGGCCUUGGGCAGUGUGACUUCAUCGACAGGCCCGAUCCUGAGGGUCUCAUGCAGGCGUUGGAAGAGCUGGACUACCUCGCAGCUUUGGAUGAUGAUGGCAACCUAUCUGAAAUUGGCAUCAUAAUGUCUGAAAUCCCUCUGGACCCCCAGAUGGCCAAAGCUCUGCUAGUCUGCGAGUACGACUGCGUGAGCGAGAUGUUGACAAUAGCAGCUAUGCUCUCAGCACCUAGCUGUUUCCUGGAGCCGCCUGCUGGCAUGACCCAUGAGGCAGUCCAGUGCCACAGAAAGUUCCAGCACCCAGAGGGAGAUCAUUUCACCCUCAUAAAUAUAUAUAACGCCUUCAAGCAAUGCCAGAGAGAACAAUACCUCAGUGCCAAAAAGUGGUGCCUGGGCUACUUCCUGGAUCAUUCUGCCCUGAAGACAGCCGAGUCCAUCAGAUCUGAGCUGACUGACACUCUGAACAGGAUCGAGCUUCCCAUCUCCGAGCCGUCCUUUGGCACCAAAACCAACACCCACAACAUCAAGAGAGCUCUGCUGGCUGGCUUCUUCAUGCAGAUUGCUCGAGAUGUGGAUGGAUCAGGGAACUACUUCAUUUUGACACACAAGCACAUGGCCCAGGUGCACCCUCUCUCCAGCUACGGGGCUCAAGCCCACAAGCUGGGGCUGCCAGAAUGGGUUGUUUUCCACGAGUACACCCUGUCAGAGAACAACUGCAUGAGAACAGUCUCUGAAAUUUCCCCUCAAGUGUUCCUUCGAAUUGCACCAGUCUACUUCUUCUACAAUCUGCCCCCUAGUGAAAGCAAAGACAUACUGCAGGACAUGCUGGAACCAGAUGGAGCCAGCAAACAGAAUGAUGAGACACAAAAAGCCACCGCAGUCGACAGUGAUGCCAACGGUGGCUGUGCAGUGGUGACGCCAACGUACGACAGAUGUGUGAUUCAAUGAUCUGAAUUUAUAAAUGUGAACAUCUGGCCUGUAAUUGCAUCUCCUAAUGCUUCUAAAUGUGUAAAAGUCAAACCCAGGGUGUGAAAUAUGAAUACAUUACAUGGCUUAAAAUGUUGUAUGAUGGUCACAUGUACAGGAAUAAAGACAGUUGACUGGA